Molecule: messenger RNA, 843 nt
Organism: Zasmidium cellare ATCC 36951
Lineage: Eukaryota; Fungi; Ascomycota; Dothideomycetes; Mycosphaerellales; Mycosphaerellaceae
Exons: 2
Coding region: 1-843 (280 amino acids)
Source: RefSeq, a predicted model, not a curated record
AUGUCGACUAUCGAUAACAAUGCGCUGUUUCAGGUCUCCGGCCUUGUCGCCGUCAUCACGGGCGGUGGUUCAGGCCUGGGGAGGAUGAUGGCUCGGGCGCUGGCGUCGAAUGGAGCUGCGAAGGUCUAUAUUACAGGACGUCGAUUGAAUAAACUCCAGGAAACCGCCGAGGGAUACCCGAACAUCGUUCCAAUCCAAGGGGAUGCCACCGACAAGGAGUCGUUGAAGGCGGCCGCGGAUCAGAUCAAGGCAGAGAGCGGCUAUGUGAACUUGGUAAUCGCCAACAGCGGUGUCAGCGGCCCAGGAGUAAAGCUUCAACAAGAUCCCUCAUUAGCGCAGGUGCAGGAGCACUUUUGGUCAUACUCUGCCGAAGAUCUCAACAAUGUCUGGGCCGUCAACAACACCGGUGCAUUCUUUACGAUGGUGGCUUUCUUGGAAUUGCUCGACGCAGGGAACAAGAGCCAGAAGACGCCAGGUAUCCAGAGUCAAGUCAUCUUUGUUGCAAGUAUCGCGGGAUACUCGAGAACAUUGGCCACCACCGUCGCUUACGUCCCUAGCAAGGCGGACAGCGUCCAGCAGGUCAAGUUGUUCUCAUCGUACUUUGCGAAGUACGGCAUUCGAGUGAACGGGAUUGCACCAGGGAUCUAUCCAAGCGAGAUGACCGAAGGCAUCACUGAUCGGCCGGGUUUCAAUGUGGGCACUAUCCCAGCAGGAAGAUUCGGCACUGAGGAAGACAUGAGAGGGACCGUUUUGUACCUCGCCUCGCGUGCGGGAGCGUACGCAAAUGGUCUCGUUCUCGUUACAGAUGGCGGAAGGCUGGGCCAGAUUCAGUCGUCUUACUAG